Mercurialis annua (annual mercury) is the source of this 1238-nucleotide messenger RNA. RefSeq lists its product as uncharacterized. NCBI's taxonomy places the organism in Eukaryota, Viridiplantae, Streptophyta, Magnoliopsida, Malpighiales, Euphorbiaceae. The coding region runs from base 142 to 1179 and encodes 345 amino acids. The transcript has a single exon. Gene Ontology annotation, molecular function: nucleic acid binding; zinc ion binding. The record is from RefSeq and is a predicted model, not a curated record.
UAUGCAUAUUUAUAAGCCAAAAAUAUGAUGGUUGUACUUGUUUGUUUACUCUUGAAAAUAAAUGAUUAUUAUUUCUAUGUUUUUAUCGCAUAAAUAAAUAUUAGUUCUAAUUAUAUUUAUUUUUCAUGUGAUAGUUUAAUCAUGUCAAACCUUACAAAGCUUGAAUUUACGGCACUUGAUGUAUCUGGAAAAAAUUAUCUGUCAUGGAUACUAGAUGCAAAAAUACAUCUGCAAGCCUCUGGUCAUGAGGACACUAUUAAAGAGGGAAAUAAUGCCUCUAUUCAAGAUCGUGCAAAAGCAAUGAUCUUCCUUCGCCAUCAUCUUGAUGAAGGAUUAAAAAAUGAAUAUCUCAGUGAAGAUAAUCCACUUGUUCUCUGGAAUAGUUUAAAAGAACGCUUCGACCAUCAGAAGACUGUAAUUCUUCCAAAAGCUCGUUAUGACUGGAUGCAUUUAAGAUUGCAGGAUUUUAAAAGUGUUAGUGAAUACAAUUCUGCAAUAUUCCGAAUUAGCUCAAAGCUAAAAUUGUGUGGAGAAACAAUUACUGAUGAAGAUUUAUUAGAAAAAACAUUCUCCACUUUUCAUGCAUCUAAUGUGGUACUCCAGCAGCAGUAUCGUGAGAAAGGGUUUAAGAAAUAUUCAGAGCUGAUUUCUUGCCUUCUAGUGGCUGAGCAGAAUAACGAGCUGUUAAUGAAAAAUCAUGCGGCACGACCCACUGGUUCUGCUCCAUUUCCUGAAGUAAAUGCGAGCGCAUAUAGAUCUCCUCGUGGUCGUGGUCGUGGCCGUGGUCGUGGUCGUGGUCAUGGUUAUGGUCGAGGUGGAAAUAAUUACAACCAUGUCGGUUAUAAUAACUCCUUUAAGCAUAAGAAUCACCACCAGAAGUGGGAUAAGAAGGAGGAGAAACAAGAAAACAGAAACAGUGGACAAUACAAACAUCAAGUGAAAAAUGUCGAUAGUAAAUGUUAUCGAUGUGGCAUGACUGGGCAUUGGUCGCGUACCUGUCGUACGCCCAAACAUCUUGUUGAGCUUUACCAAGCUUCCCUCAAGGAAAAUGGAAAGAAUAUAGAAACAAAUUUUGUUGCUGAUGAUGAUUUUGACCACAGUCUAAUGCAUAAUGACUCUAUAGACAUGACACAUUUAGAUGUUUCUGAUUUUUUUGAGAACAAUAAUAAUGAAAACUAAUCCAGCAUGUAUUGUAAUGUUUUUAUUAUUUACUUAUGUAUUGUUGUGUUAUUCUAUAA